Messenger RNA from Serendipita indica DSM 11827, 996 nucleotides. NCBI's taxonomy places the organism in Eukaryota, Fungi, Basidiomycota, Agaricomycetes, Sebacinales, Serendipitaceae. The record is from the annotation of a GenBank genome assembly.
AUGCAUUCCUUUAUCACAGUCUUUCUUCUUCUCGCCGCGGCCACGAUCGACAGCGUGCUCGCUCGGUCUUCUGGCUGCGGCAAGAGCCCCCCGUCCAGUGGCACAAAGACUAUGACAGUUAACGGCAAGACCCGGCAGUAUAUCCUACAGGUUCCCGCCAACUAUGACCCUAACAAGGCCUACAAGCUAAUCUUUGGCUUUCACUGGCUGAACGGCAACAUGAAUAAUGUUGCACCUGGUUAUUACGGUCUGCGCAACCUUGCUGGCGAGAGUGCCAUCUUCGUCGCUCCAAACGGACUCAACAGUGGCUGGGGUAACAGUGGCGGCGAGGACAUCACGUUCGUGGACAACAUGAUCAAUACCAUCGAGAGCCAACUCUGCGUUGACGAGACGCAGCGCUUCGCCACUGGGUUCAGCUACGGCGGUGCCAUGUCAUACUCACUUGCCUGCUCACGUCCUAACGUCUUCCGUGCCGUGGCCGUCAUUGCUGGUGCCCAGCUCAGCGGCUGCAAUGGUGGUACUCAGCCAAUCGCCUAUCUUGGUAUUCACGGUGUCGCCGACAGCGUACUUAACGUCAGCAAUGGUCGUCAAUUGCGUGACAAAUUCCUCGCCAACAACGGAUGCGCUUCCAAGAAUGCCCCAGAGCCAGCUCGCGGCUCCGGCUCGCAUAUUAAGACGACCUACAGCUGCCGCGCUGGAUACCCUGUGUGGUGGAUCGCGCACAGUGGUGAUCACGUUCCCGACCCACGCGAUAGCAACGGCAGCUACUGGGCACCCGGCGAGACGUGGAAUUUCUUCACCCAGGCCAUCAACGGUGGACAGCCUCAGUCUAGCCAAUCUACCCCACGACCCUCUUCCACGUCCUCGGCUGGUAACGGUGGCAAUUGCGCUGCUAAAUGGGGUCAGUGUGGUGGUCAGGGAUACUCUGGUCCGACGUGCUGCCAGGCUGGUAGCACAUGUCAAUUCUCAAACACUUGGUACUCCCAGUGCUUGUGA